This is a messenger RNA of Puntigrus tetrazona (Sumatra barb), 3874 nucleotides long. It is a transcript of the gene il6st, whose product is annotated as interleukin 6 cytokine family signal transduce. Gene Ontology annotation, cellular component: external side of plasma membrane; signaling receptor complex. Gene Ontology annotation, biological process: cytokine-mediated signaling pathway. The record is from RefSeq and is a predicted model, not a curated record. The transcript has 16 exons. NCBI's taxonomy places the organism in Eukaryota, Metazoa, Chordata, Actinopteri, Cypriniformes, Cyprinidae. The coding region runs from base 173 to 2803 and encodes 876 amino acids. Gene Ontology annotation, molecular function: cytokine receptor activity; cytokine binding.
CGUCGUUCCUGAUGAGUGGGAGCUUCUGUAAAAAAAAUACCGGAAAUAACUUAAGGACGAUCGGAAACGACAUUCGUAGGACUCGACCGUCCGCGAUGUUUUUUAAGUGUUAAAAUUUACAGUAACUCAUAUAAUGUGAAGCCACUCUAAAGAUACCUGCCUUGAUGUCACAAUGGGCUCUUUCACUCUUAGCCAUCAUUUACUCUUACUCUUGAUGUUUUUGCGCUACGCAGUAGGUUCCACUAAUAGCUGUAUGAAGAUUCUUCCAGACUCCAGCAAUUACAUUGUUAUUGAGGGGGGAAAAAACUUCACCGCGACAUGUCACUUACGGGAAGGGUCCACUUACACCGCAGAUGACAUCGAAUGGAGUUUAAGGAACGUCAACAUCGAAAAGGAGUUUUACCGCAAAAUAAAUGAAACAACUGUGAGUGUUACCGUUAACGUCAACGGUGACAUGAGAGAUUGGUUGCGGUGCUCUGCCACGAAGAAGUCCCUGUCGCACGAAAAACUGUGUAUCUAUGGAAUCUUACUCCAAACAGGAUAUCCUCCGUUAAAACCAGAAAAUCUGUCAUGCAUUGCUUUGCAAGACAACAAGGAUAUUUCCCCUUACUUAAACUGUAGUUGGGAUCCAGGAACGCGAAACCCGCUGAUCGACACGACUUACACAGUUUAUGCCAAUGUAAUUGGGAUGGAUAAACCGCACAAAGCUGAAUGUAAACAGCGUCUUGCAAGGUCCUGCAUCGUCAACCUCGAAACUUUUCCAGUUCAUAUGAUUUUAAAAGUGUGGGUUGAAGCGAAGAAUGCUCUGGGCUCAGAGAAGUCAGAAGAACUUCAAAAUGACUCUUCCUAUUUUGUAAAACCAAAUCCACCGCUGAAUGUCCAAGUCCUCACUGAAGUUAACAUCUCUACAUGUCUUAUGGUUACUUGGGAAAAUCUCCUUGAAAGGACCAUUCUGAAACUCUCUUAUGUCAUCAGAUACCGCAAAGCAGCAUCCAAUGUUUGGAUCAAGGUGCCGGACAGCUUCAACAAAGGGUACAUCGAGACUUUCAGACUGCAGCCUCUGGAGCCGUACACUAAAUAUGUGGUACAGAUGCGAUGCAUUGGAGAAAAUAAUAGCAGCUACUGGAGUGACUGGAGCCCCAGCGUUACAAAUAUUACUGCAGAAGCCAAGCCAGCAAGUGCGCCAGAUCUUUGGAGAUUCCUUCAGCCCACUUCUAAUAGUAGAAAUGUCACAUUAAUGUGGAAGGCUCCUGUAAAAGCUAACGGAAAAGUGCUAUUUUAUAACUUGAGUAUCAAACACGAUAACGGGAUGUUCCAAAACCACAUUAUUAAAGCAGAUAAUGUCAUCCAAACUUAUUCGAUUGAUCUGCCAAGAAGAAAAAUGGCUGGAAUUGAAAUAACUGCGGUCAAUUCAGUUGGAGUGUCUCCUAAAGCAACUUUGUUCAUUCCUAAAGCAGAUAAAGAGCUUGCUGGCGUGGAGAAUAUGAGCUGGUCGGUGCAUACUGAAGAGCAAGAGACGAAGCUGCAGGUCAAGUGGACAGCUGUCCCACCUCUUCAUACCAGCUUCCGUCUCUCUGAAUACCUACUGGAGUGGGUGAAAAGCUCACCGACAAACAGAUUAGAUCAGGCCGGCUGGCAGAGAGUGCCUAAUGAUGUCACCAUCACCACACUCAACGCUGAUUUGAAAGAUUUCACGCGGUACAACAUAUCAGUGUAUCCAAUUUACAAGUAUCGCUCCGGACACAUCCAAGCAGGAAGUCCAGUAACCACAGCAGCCUACAUUCAACAAGGAAGUCCAUUAGAGGGUCCUAAUGUCACAGUGACAAAAUCCAAGAAAAACAGUGCCGAGCUGAAGUGGAUGGAGAUUCCUUUGGACAGCCAGCAAGGAUUCAUCACCAACUACACCAUAUUCUAUACCGUCGGGAACACCAAGCAACGGAAAUCUGUGACGGUGGGCCCUAAUGUCUAUUCACACGUGCUGACGGAUCUGGCCAGUGAAACCGAUUAUGUGCUUUACGUCGUGGUGUCAACUGAAGCAGGAUCUUUCAAAGGCAUGGACUAUACAUUCAAAACUAUGAAGUACGGCGAUGGAGAGGUGGAGGUGAUCGUGGUGGUGGUUUGCCUCAGUUUCCUGUUCUUGACCGUCUUUUUCAUAAUGCUUUGCCUUCGGAAAAGAGAAGUGAUUAAGAAGCUGCUGUGGCCACAGGUUCCAGACCCGUCUGACAGCUCCAUCGCCCACUGGUCACCUGACUUCCCCGUAAAGGCCAACCUGCCCAAAGAAGACGUCAGCGUGAUGGAGGUGGACGUGUUCGACGGCAAGUCCUUGUGCGAGGAAGACAAAGGCGUGCUGCCGCUGAAGAAGGACAAGUAUCUCUCAGAGGAGCACAGCAGCGGCAUCGGAGGCUCGUCCUGCAUGUCUUCGCCCCGGCACAGCGUGUCAGACAGCGACGAAGGUGACUCGGGUCAGACCACAGCCAGCACGGUGCAGUACUCCUCGGUGCUGGCCAGCGGCUACAAGGGGCAGACUCCCAGCCACCAGCCUCCGGCGUUCGCUCGCUCCGAGUCCACACAGCCGUUGUUGGACUGCGAGGAGCAUCCGGACCAGCUCAGUGAGAGCCACUCCAGGAGCUCGUACUUCAGACGCGGCCGAGAGCUGGAGCCCGGCGUCGCGGCUCCCGAAUGUGACGGAGGCUCCCUGAGCUUCUGUCCGGUGCAGGAGGAGGAGGCGUCUCCCAGUGCAGAGGAUCCGCCCCCCUCUGCUUUAUGUUACAUGCCGCAGCAGAACGGCUACCGACCUCAGUAAAAGACACGGGCGCUUUAGAGACUGUAUCUGAAUGUGCCUGUUACCAACUUUUGAUUUGCCAUUUUAUGCAAGCUUACGCCGAGUGUGUAUGGUAACACUAGACUGCUCACACUGCCACGUGCCUUCAGAGGGAGAACGACUGCUUCUGUCUGUUGUCUUGAAUCACAUGCAUGUUUCCUUGUAGCGUUGUGUAAAGACGUGGAUUUCCAUUCUCAUUUAGACUGCCGGUCAACAUUUUUGAACGGGAAGAUUUCCUCCGCUGUAUUUAUUUGAUCCAAAGUACAGCAAAAGCACUUUUUACUGUUUAAAAUAACUGCUUUCCGUUAAAAGUGUUAUUUAUUCCCACGAUCCUUCAGAAAUCAUUGAUAUAUGAUUGAAAUAUGACGACUUGCUGCACAAGAAACAUUAAUAAUUAUUAUUGUCAAUAUUUAAAACAUUUAUAAAGAUUUCUACUUCAGAUAAAUGCUGUUAUGCAUUUAUAUUGAUCAGCAAAUCAAAAUGAUUUCUGACCGUAGUAAUGUAUUUAGCUUUGAAAUGAUGGGAAUAAAUUACAUUUUAAAAUAUAUUCAAAUAAAAAGCACUUAUUUUAAAUAGUAAAAAUAUUUCACAUUUUUACUGUUUGCUGUACUUUGGAUCCAAUAAAUGCAGGCUUGGUAAGUAGAAGAGAAAAACAUAUCAUAAUAUCUUACUGUUUCGAAACAUUUUACUGGUAGUGUACCUGUUGCUGAUUUCUUGCUUCCAGCAUAGUAUUGUUUAAAAAUUAUUCAUAAUUUGUGCCAAGGUGCAUUAUGGCGUUGACACAUAUUACUACUUAUGGUAUUCAGAAUAUUCAUAUUUUUAACAAUAUGCAACAGAAUGUCAACCUUAGCUUGAGUUAACCUUUAGCUUUCAUGUUCCUGGUGAUCAUUUUCUCUUGGGAUAAAACUAACACUACAUUGAAAUGACAAUUAUGAAAUGCAAAUGUUUCAUUGUAUGCCUUAUGACAUGUAUUCAUUUAUCUGUGUGAUCCUUGUAUGACUUAGGUGUGUAUCACUGAUACCAUAGGUCAAAUAAAUACUUUAGUCAAAUGUU